Lolium rigidum is the source of this 1056-nucleotide messenger RNA. RefSeq lists its product as uncharacterized. The record is from RefSeq and is a predicted model, not a curated record. The coding region runs from base 1 to 1056 and encodes 351 amino acids. The transcript has 5 exons. NCBI's taxonomy places the organism in Eukaryota, Viridiplantae, Streptophyta, Magnoliopsida, Poales, Poaceae.
AUGAACAAGGAGGAGAAUGCGCUCAUCAUGUACCGUCGCCGCUGGGAGAGAUGCUGGGCCCCCUAUUUUGGUUCCUUCGAGGACGAAACACGUAUUGGUCCCAUGAGGUAUACCUCUGGACCCAUCCCUGCAUUUGCUCUUCCAGAAGAGACCUUGCAGAUCUUCUCCAUCAGAGUCAGGGCCCCAAGAGAUGGCCUCAAGUGGCCACUGCAUGUCCAUGGCUAUGUUGCCACAAGAGAUACGACAGAUCAUAAUCGCAACUAUCUCUUCAGACGUACAAGGGAUAACUGUCAAACCCUCACCCAAAAGGAUCCAUUCUUGCAGUUAACAGGCCCAUCUCGUGGAAUUGUGUACCUUGAUCUGAUUGUGUUUGAAGUUGAGCUAAAAGUGAAGGGCAAAGGGGAGUCUGAAGAUGAAAUGUUGGCUUUCAAUGUCUUUUACUACGACGAGGGGUUUCACUGUGAGCGCAGGAUUUCUAUAUGCAACACCCACAAGCGUUGCACUCUUGAGUAUUCAGUGGCACUGCGGCAACGCGCAGUUGGGGCCACUAUCAGUAUCAGAGUUGUUGAUGGGUCAUGGCCGGAUAAUCACCGAGGACAGGUUGUUUCCCGAAUAUCCGGCGUAAAGGGGAAGAUUGUUUUGCUCGAUUCUGGAGACAGAGAACUGCCCAUCAGUUCGAAUGGCAUGAUUGAGCUUUCAAGGCGUGUUGUUUCUGUGGAAUUAGGAGAGAAACUGAUGGUCGCUGUGGACGCCUCUCUAUCUGAUUUUGUUGAAGGAGCUACUGUUGUCUUCAUGCCAAAAAAGUCCGGCACGAGCCACAGCGUGUGUGAUGUUGGUUCCUGCAAGAUACGAUUUUUCUCAGCGCGGCGCCCCUGCCUCGGGAGCGUCAAUGCCUCCGUGAAGGUGGCGAAGGCGGGCGCGGCUGAGGGCUGCAGCAGGCAGGAGGCCCCCGUGGUCGAGAUCCCCGUCACAUGCUACCAGUGUAGGACAGGACAGAGAGUUAUAGAAGAUAUAACUGAGAAAAGAAAAACAGAAAGGACAAUGCUGCACUGCUAA